Messenger RNA from Adelges cooleyi (spruce gall adelgid), 2712 nucleotides. RefSeq names its product specificity protein transcription factor 3-like. The transcript is spliced from 11 exons. Gene Ontology annotation, molecular function: RNA polymerase II cis-regulatory region sequence-specific DNA binding; DNA-binding transcription factor activity, RNA polymerase II-specific. NCBI's taxonomy places the organism in Eukaryota, Metazoa, Arthropoda, Insecta, Hemiptera, Adelgidae. The coding region runs from base 453 to 2297 and encodes 614 amino acids. The record is from RefSeq and is a predicted model, not a curated record. Gene Ontology annotation, biological process: regulation of transcription by RNA polymerase II.
CCUACUGCCAAUGGGCGACAUUUGGGUUUGGUCCGCAAUAUCUGGCUCCGCUUUUCGACACCGCCUCACGUCGUUUUUCAUAAUAACAAUAAAAAAGGUAAUAAAUCGGUGAUUUUUUUUUUUCGGUAUCCGUCGAUUGAUAAUAAAAUAAUAAUAUUAUUAUUAUUAUCGUCCGUUGUUUGUUAUUUUUGUUGUAUAAUAAUAUCUAAUACGUUUUCCACGAUCAUCGUUUAAUUAUUAUUAUCGAAUUUCUGGUGUGUGUCUGUGUGUGUGUGUGUGUGUACGUGCAGUGUGCGUGUGCGUCGCAUUAUAUGUGUUUACACGGUGCAAUGGCAAUGUUGAGGCAAUCGCCGCGCACCAAUCGAUAUUAGACUGAAAAGAAAAAUAUUAUAUUAUAUUAUAGAUUUUUUUUUUUUAUAAUAUAUUAUAUUAUAUUAUUAUCGUUGAACGCAAUGGACUCGAACGAACAUCAGCAAAAUACCGAAAUCAAAGAAUCGAUGAGCGACAGCAGCGACGACGGCAACUCGCCGUGCAAGAGUCCCAAGGAACAACAGCAGGAUCAACAUCAGACUAUUGUCCAAGUGCACGGUGGCCAACCCCAAAUUAUCACUCUGGCGAAUCUACAAAAUUUGUUACCUCUCCAACAAGUACAACAAUUGACACAGACACAACAAAACCAGGGAAUAAAAACAAUCACGUCAAACGGAACGACCAUCCAACCUAUUUUCUCGGUUCAAGGGUUACCCGGCCAGUUUGUUCAACAACAAAAUAAUCAAACUAUUACAGUCGAUGGCCAAGAAGCGCUGUUUAUUCCAGGCGGUUCAAACCAUGGCCAAGGGGCACCGACUAUAUUUACACCUACCGGCCAGAUUGUCCGACCACUCCAAACUAUACAAUUGCAAUCGGGUCAAAACAUAUCCGUGCGACAAUCCAACAUGCCACAAGUCGUACAGCUUCCUCAGGUCCAACAAACUAUAUCCGUACAAGUACCGAUAUCGUCGAACGGGCAAACUAUUUAUCAGACCAUGCAUUUGCCUCUCCAGUCAUUUGCGUCGUCCAUACCAAACAUUAUACAAGGCAACCAGGGCCAAUUGAUGCAAAUUCCGCAGUUGACACAAAUGACUCAGUCUCCGCAAAUGGCACAAAUUGUUACCGGAAACGGUCAAAUACAAACGGUGCAGUUGGCAUCACCGAUUGGCAACGGACAACAAAUACAGAUUGUCAACACGACGUCCAAUGCUCCUAAUAACCAGUAUCAGAAUGCCAGUUCUCCCGCUAGUUCGCCAAACAUCAUACAUGCGAAUUCAUCGCCAAAUUCAUCGGGGAGUAGUAACGAGAGUGGCUCGCAGCAACAACCAGUUACAAUUCAAACACAAUCUGGACAAACGCUACAACUCAUACCUCAGCAGUUAAUCGGAAACAACCAUCAACAACUUACGGUGAUACCUGCAAAUAAUAUUCCUCAAUUUUUACAAAAUAACAAUGGUGUUACUAUAAGAGGAAACAAUGUCGUUCAGAUGCCAGCAGCUCAAAACACAAACCAACCGCAGACCGUAAAUAUACCCGGGAUCGGAACGGUUCAAAUCAUAACUUCCCUCGGAGCACAGCAAAAUACCACAAACGCAACGCAAACGUUACCACCCGGCUUGCAAAAUAUACAAGUUAUUAAUGCCUCUUCUGGACAGCCGAUAGAAAAUUUAGACCAGAAGUGGCAAAUAAUUCCUAUCUCAGGAACAGUGUUCCAAGACGGGAGCGCGAGUACGGAGUACGAUUCUCCGGGUGAAGAAAAGCCACGGACAAGAAGAGUUGCCUGUACUUGUCCAAACUGUUGCGACGGCGAGAAACGUAAUGGCGCCGGCAAAAGAGUACAUAUUUGUCAUGUACCCGGUUGUAACAAAAUGUACGGUAAGACGUCUCACUUGCGAGCCCAUUUGAGAUGGCACACCGGCGAAAGACCAUUUGUUUGUAAUUGGCAACACUGUGGCAAACGAUUCACUCGAUCUGACGAACUACAGAGACACAACAGAACGCAUACAGGAGAAAAGAGAUUCCAGUGCACAGAGUGUCCCAAACGGUUUAUGCGUAGUGACCAUUUGCAAAAGCACGUGAGAACUCAUCAGAAACAAAAAUUACUGGAGAGUAACAACGGAGUCAUCUCGAAACAAGAUUCAGAGGUCGACGACGAUAUGGAUCAAAAAGAACAACACAUGGAUAGUAUUAUUUUAGAUCCAGAGGACGAAGACAGUUCGUCGUCUUGUGAAAAUAAAAUGAUUAUUUUGCACGAUGAAACCGUGUAAUCGGUUGUACGCCAACGUGUGUGUGUGUACAACGCAAAACGGUUGUCGACAAGAAUCGACGUUGCUUUAAUUAUUUUGUUUGCGUUGCAUUUACUCUGUUAUAACUUUUAUUGUUUUAUAAUUUUACUGUAUUAUUGUAGUGCCUCUUUUUUUUUUAAUCAUUAUUAUGUUUUAUUUUAAGACAUAUUAUGUGUAAUAUGGAUGUAUGUGUGUGUGUGUGUAUAUAUAUAUAUAAUUGUAUUUCAUGUAUAAAUUAUUUUUAAAUUUUUGUACUCCAUUACAAAUAUUGUUACCCUUCUUAGCCUAAUAUUUGUGCCUAUGUUAUACACUAAUCAUUGUUACUUCCUUGUGUAUAGUUAUAAUAAUAUAUUUUCUAUAAUGUUUUACAUUUCGACAAUUAUGUGUACUGUUUUUA